Messenger RNA from Hydra vulgaris (swiftwater hydra), 6066 nucleotides. RefSeq lists its product as uncharacterized. Gene Ontology annotation, molecular function: alpha-L-arabinofuranosidase activity. Gene Ontology annotation, biological process: L-arabinose metabolic process. NCBI's taxonomy places the organism in Eukaryota, Metazoa, Cnidaria, Hydrozoa, Anthoathecata, Hydridae. The record is from RefSeq and is a predicted model, not a curated record.
GAAAAUGUUAAUUUAAAUAAGCAAACAAACAAUAAUAAAUUCAUUUUCAGAAACUAAAAUAAACAUUUUCUACAACAUUAAAAGACAUGGCGCUGUUGCUUUUUGCAAUUACGUCAUUGCUGGCAUUGUCUGCGAAAGCUGAAAUAAAGAGCCAUGUAUCUUGCGAACGCGACUACUACAAAAUGGGAUGCUUCAAAGAGUUUCAUGAUCCAACAACGCAUAGUUUGUUAAUCACCGAUAAAGAUGAUCAAAGUGAAUCGUACCAAGGUUUUGAACUGGAUUGGGACAAAAUGAAAGAGUCGAUACACAGUAUUGCAUGUAGAUGCUCAAAAAAAUCUAAAGAAGAAGGAUAUGAUUUCUUUUAUAUUAUUCAUUGGGCUGAAUGCUGGUCAAGCAAAAAAUUAAAUGUUAUAAAUGAUAUUGGUAAACAAUCACAAAGAUCUUCCAAAUGCUUCAAUGCAAACUUUUUAGAAUGUGAUGAUAAGCAUCCUGAAGAAUGUGUUGGUGGUUCUGAAGAAAAAACAAAUGCUGUUUACCUCUAUAAAGUCAGUAGUUCAUCUCAAAGCACAGACGUUGCUAUUGACGGAGGUUUAUCAGAAUGGAGUGAGUUUUCAGAGUGUUCUGCUACAUGUGGAGAUGGAAUUAAAGAAAGAGAGCGAACUUGCACUAAUCCAGUUCCCCAAGGAUCCGGAAAAGGAUGCUCAGGGGAAUUGUCUGAAGCUGUUAAGUGUAACUUAGCCAAAUGCAAAGACUUUACUUCUGAAAACCAGCUAGUGAAGCUUAAUGAAGCCUUCUUAAUGGAAAAAGAGAUUCCAAUUUCAAAAGGAAACUUGGUUGCAACCUUCGAAAGACUUAAUAAAGAAUACUCAGUUUCAUUUGAAGUAAAACCAACAGCUUUUCAAAGUGGUUGGAAAAGUGUCAUCCAUUUGACUAUUGGAGAGAAUAUUUUGAAUUAUGGAGAUCGAAACCCAGGAGUGUGGUUUCAUCAAAGCGGAGCAGGAAAUUUGCACAUAUGUUCUGCAGUAAGUGGCAAUCGAAAUCUUUGCAAAGAUACUAUUGCUGUCGAACUUGCAAAAUGGUCCACAUUUAAGAUAUCACAAGAAUUCAUUGAAGGAAGAUACAUGUACACAAUUGAGCAUAAUGGGCAAAAAAUAUUUAAAGAGGAAAAUAACGAUGCAAGAGAUUUUUUAAAUGUUAAAGUGUAUGUUUCAGAUCCCUGGUAUGAUGUGCAACCUGGAUUUAUCAGAAAUCUUAAAAUAACCAAUGGAAAUCCAGGUACAUUAGUUAAAGAUAUUGAAACAAAAUUAGAAGCAGGAAAGUUAUUGGCUGUUUUACCAGUCCUUGAAAAUCAAUUUAAGGUUUCUUUUGAUGUGAAACCAAACUCAUUUGCUGUUGGAUGGAGAAAUGUUAUUCAUUUUACAAUUGGUUCUGACAUUACAACUUAUGGAGAUAGAGUUCCAGGUGUGUGGUUUCAUCAUAGUGGAAAUGGAGGUCUUCAUAUUGCAGCUCCAAUUAAUGGUAAUUUGAAUCGGUAUUUUGACACAAACCCAAUUCCAUUGAACCAAUGGACACACAUUGAAGUAAGCCAACAACUUCAAGCAAACUCAUACAUUUACAAAAUUAUGUUAAAUAAUGUUGAAGUUUUUUCAGAAAAUAACCUUCAACCUAAGAGUUUUAAAAAUGUAAAAGUUUUUUGUUCUGAUCCAUGGUAUCCAGUACAAGAUGGUUCAAUAAAGAACUUAGUUGUUGUCAAUGGAAACAUGAAUACACCUUUAUCCAAUGAUGCUAUUAUGUGGCCUUCAGUUGGUUUGAUUAGUAAACCAAAAGAAAUGAAGUUGGAACAAGGACAAUUGAUUGGAACAAUGUCUCUGUUAAAAAAAGUAUAUACAGUAUCUUUUAAGAUAAAGCCUGUUACAUAUUCUAAAGAAUGGCGAAGUGUUAUCCAUUUAACUACCGAUCAAAACUAUGGAAAAUAUGGUGAAAGAAAUCCUGCAGUUUGGUUUCAUGAGGGGGGCUCUGGAAGAUUAGCUGUUUUUACAGCAUUAAAUGAAAAUAAUAAUGCAUACUUUCCUACUGAUGUCUUUCCUUUGAAUAUAUGGUCAUCUGUAAAAAUACACCAGUACCAGAUUAAAGAUAUAUUUUAUUUUAGUGUAGAUGUUAAUGGAAAAAAUAUUCACACUGUAGAAAAUAAAAAACCAAUAGAAUUAAAGAACGUUAAAGUUUAUGCAUCUGAUCCAUGGUAUAAUGCUCAAGAUGGUUUCAUCAAAGAUAUUCUUAUCUUUAAUGGAAACUCAGAUCAGAUUAUUAAUGAUGAAGAAACCCCUCUAAAUAAAGGGAAAUUAUUAGCAGUUGUUCCAAAGCUUGGUAAAGAGUUCAGUGUUUCUUUCGACGUGAAACCAAAUUCUUUUGCUGCUGAAUGGAGAAAUGUUAUCCAUUUUACUAUUGGUUCAAACAUAGGAAAUUAUGGUGAUAGAGUUCCAGGAGUGUGGUUCCAUCAAAAUGGCAAUGGAGGUCUUCAUAUUGCUGCUCCAAUUAACGGCAAUGCUAAUAGGUAUUUUGAUACAAAACCACUUGCCUUAAAUGAAUGGACAAAUGUUGAAAUUAGUCAGAAACUUGAAGAAAGUGUGUAUAUUUACAUUAUCAAAAUAAACGGCGAAAGUGUUUUUGCUGAAGAAAAUACACAACCUAAAAGUUUUGAAGAUGUUAAAGUCUAUGCAUCCGAUCCAUGGUAUCCAGUUCAAGAUGGUUCUAUUAAAGAUUUUUAUUUCAUUAAUGCAGCGAAUGAUUUAUUACCUUCACAAAAUCCACAAAUUCUAAGAAGAGAGCAAAUUUCAUAUAUCGAAACCCCAUUAGUGAAAGGAAAUUUGAUAGCUGUUAUUCCUAAGCUUGAUAAAGAAUUCAUUGUUUCGUUUGAUGUAAAACCAAACUCAUUUGAUGUUGGAUGGAAAAGUGUUAUUCAUUUUACAAUUGGUUCAGAUGUGUCAAGGUAUGGGGAUAGAGUCCCAGGAGUGUGGUUUCAUUAUAGUGGUAAUGGAGGUCUUCAUAUUGCAGCUCCAAUCAAUGGAAAUGUUAAUCGAUAUUUUGACACUGCACCAAUUGCUCUUAAGCAAUGGACAAAUGUUGAAAUAAGACAGCAUCUUGAAGGAAAUGCUUAUGUAUAUACUAUAAAACUAAAUGGAGAAAUUGUGUUUACUGAAAAAAAUAAUGAUGCUAGAAGUUUUGAAGAUGUUAAAGUCUAUGCGUCUGAUCCAUGGUAUCCAGUUCAAGAUGGUUCUAUUCGCGAUUUUUAUGUUUUAAAUCAGAAUAAUGAUUUAUUACUUUCACAAAAUUCACAUGUUUUAAGAAAAGAGCAAAUUUCAUAUAUCGAAACCCCAUUAGUAAAAGGAAAUUUGUUAGCUGUUAUUCCCAAGCUUGAUAAAGAAUUCAUUGUUUCAUUUGAUGUAAAACCAAACUCAUUUAAUGUUGGAUGGAAAAGUGUUAUUCACUUUACUAUUGGUUCAGAUGUGUCCAGAUAUGGGGAUAGAGUGCCAGGAGUGUGGUUUCAUCAUAGUGGUAAUGGAGGUCUUCAUAUUGCAGCUCCAAUCAAUGGUAAUAUUAAUCGAUAUUUUGACACUGCACCAAUUGCUCUUAAGCAAUGGACAAAUGUUGAAAUAAGACAGCGUCUUGAAGGAAAUGCUUAUAUAUAUACUAUAAAACUAAAUGGAGAAGUUGUGUUUACUGAAAAAAAUAAUGAUGCUAGAAGUUUUGAAGAUGUUAAAGUGUAUGCAUCUGAUCCGUGGUAUCCAGUUCAAGAUGGUUCUAUUCGGGAUUUUUAUGUUUUAAAUCAGAAUAAUGAUUUAUUACCUUCACAAAAUUCACAAAUUUUAAGAAAAGAGCAACUUUUGAAUAUUGAAACUCUAUUAGUGAAAGGAAAUUUGAUUGCUGUUAUUCCUAAACUUGAUAAAGAAUUCAUAGUUUCAUUUGAUCUAAAACCAAACUCAUUUAAUGUUGGAUGGAAAAGUGUUAUUCACUUUACUAUUGGUUCAGAUGUGUCCAGAUAUGGGGAUAGAGUGCCAGGAGUGUGGUUUCAUCAUAGUGGUAAUGGAGGUCUUCAUAUUGCAGCUCCAAUCAAUGGUAAUAUUAAUCGAUAUUUUGACACUGCACCAAUUGCUCUUAAGCAAUGGACAAAUGUUGAAAUAAGACAGCAUCUUGAAGGAAAUGCUUAUAUAUAUACUAUAAAACUAAAUGGAGAAGUUGUGUUUACUGAAAAAAAUAAUGAUGCUAGAAGUUUUGAAGAUGUUAAAGUCUAUGCAUCUGAUCCAUGGUAUCCAGUUCAAGAUGGUUCUAUUCGCAAUUUUUAUGUUUUAAAUCAGAAUAAUGAUUUAUUACUUUCACAAAACUCACUCAUUUUAAGAAAAGAGCAAGUUUCAUAUUUUGAAACUGCAUUAGUGAAAGGAAGUUUGAUAGCUGUUAUACCCAAGCUUGAUAAAGAAUUUAUUGUUUCAUUUGAUGUAAAACCAAACUCAUUUGAUGUCGGAUGGAAAAGUGUUAUUCAUUUUACUAUUGGUUCAGAUGUGUCCAGAUAUGGGGAUAGAGUGCCAGGAGUGUGGUUUCAUCAGAAUGGUAAUGGAGGUCUUCAUAUUGCAGCUCCAAUCAAUGGUAAUAUUAAUCGAUAUUUUGACACUGCACCUCUUGCCCUUAAGCAAUGGACAAAAGUUGAGAUAAGACAGCAUCUCGAAGGAAAUACAUACAUAUAUACUAUAAAACUAAAUGGGGAAGUCGUGUUUACUGAAAAAAAUAAUGAUGCUAGAAGUUUUGAAGAUGUUAAAGUUUAUGCAUCUGAUCCAUGGUAUCCAGUUCAAGAUGGUUCUAUUCGCGAUUUUUAUGUUUUAAAUCAGAAUAAUGAUUUCUUAUUUUCACAAAAUUCAAACAUUUUAAGAAGAGAGAUAAUUUCAUAUAUUGAAAGACCAUUAGCAAAAGGAAGUUUGUUAGCUGUUAUUCCUAAGCUUGAUAAAGAAUAUUUUGUUUCGUUUGAUGUAAAACCAAACUCAUUUAGUGCUGGAUAUAAAAACAUUAUUCAUUUUACUAUUGGUUCAGACGUGACAAGAUAUGGUGAUAGAGUGCCCGGGGUGUGGUCUCAUCAUAGUGGUAAUGGAGGUCUUCAUAUUGCAGCUGCAAUCAAUGGAAAUGUUAAUCGAUAUUUUGACACUGCACCAAUUGCUCUUAAGCAAUGGACAAAUGUUGAAAUAAGACAGCAUCUUGAAGGAAAUGCUUAUAUAUAUACUAUAAAAUUAAAUGGAGAAAUUGUGUUUACUGAAAAAAAUAAUGAUGCUAGAAGUUUUGAAGAUGUUAAAGUCUAUGCGUCUGAUCCGUGGUAUCCAGUUCAAGAUGGUUUUAUUAAGAAUUUUUAUAUUUUAAAUCAGAAUGAUGAUGUAAUGAAUAAUGAAAUUGAGAGCUCCUGUAAAAUGAUCUCUCCAAAUGAGCGAACAGACUGUGGCUGGCCUGGAAUAUCAGAAAGUGAAUGCAACAAACGAAGUUGCUGUUUUGAUAGCUCUAUACCAAAUGUCAACUGGUGCUUUUUUUCAAGCAAUUUAGUAAGCAAUAUAUAUUCAUUUGAAUCUUACAACUAUCCUCAGUAUCAAAUUGGUAUCAGAGACGAUAAAACUGCAGCAAUAAUAUUAAAUAGUAAUGAGGGUUAUCGGAUUGUUAAAGCUCUAAAUGGGCAGGCUGAUGCAGUCUCGUUUCAAUCGGCUAAAAACAGCAAAAUGUACCUACGUCAUCAGAACGCUAUUCUUCAUCUGCAUCCAAUUGAAAGUAGUUCUGAACUUUUCAAAAACGAUGCCUCUUUUAUUAUUCGUGAAGAUAAAUAUUAUACUGGCUACGUUUCGUUCGAGUCCACGAACUAUCCUGGUUUUUUUCUUAGACAUCAAGGUUAUACUUUAAAACUUCAUAAAGACGAUCCUAACACUGAACUUUACAGGAAAGAUGCAAGCUUUAAACUUAAGAAGUUAUAAGUAGUUUAAAAUCUUGUGUUACAGAAUAUUUAUUUUCUGAUUUAAAUAAAUUAAUCAUGUUGAUUUUAAAGAA